Zea mays is the source of this 1399-nucleotide messenger RNA. Its product is annotated as TMV resistance protein N. NCBI's taxonomy places the organism in Eukaryota, Viridiplantae, Streptophyta, Magnoliopsida, Poales, Poaceae. The transcript has 2 exons. Gene Ontology annotation, biological process: signal transduction. Bases 314 to 1006 code for a protein of 230 amino acids. The record is from RefSeq and is a predicted model, not a curated record.
AGCACAUCGACAAAGAGCUCUAGCGCCAUAAGCGACGGCGGCGAUCGCGAUCGUUCAUCAACAAUUCAGGAUCACCUCUCCGACAGAGCGCGCGCACGCACGCUGGCACGCACGCACGACGGUUGCUAGCGACCUCGGCCUAGCCCCUCGACGUACGUGCUUUCUCAGUGCCGCACGAUCGUCUUCGUCGGUCGAUCGAGGCCCUCAGUCACAUUCCCAGCCUCAUCACAUACAUUCCAAGAACCGCGCUCCGAUUCGAUCCGGAUCCGAUCGACGAAGGAGUUCACAGAGCCCGCAUUCCGUCGACGAUAGAAUGGCGUCGUCCGCGUUGCCGCUGCCACAGAGGUCGUCGUCCGACGACUGCGCCAUCGCGUCGCGGCUGACCGCGUCGGCGGAGGCGGCGACGGGGAACGCCGAGCUCGCCGCGCGCUGGGCGCGGGGGCGCGUCGACGACGAAGAAAGGCCCGCAUCGCCCAAGAAGUACGACGUGUUCAUCAACCACCGCGGGGUGGACACCAAGCACACGGUGGCGCGCCUGCUGUACGACCGCCUCGAGCACCUCAGCGAGGGGCGGGUCCGCUCCUUCCUGGACAACCAGUCCAUGCGCCCCGGCGACAGGCUCCACGAGAGCAUCGACGAGGGCAUCAGGCAGUGCAGGGUCGCCGUGGCCAUCUUCUCCCAGCGCUACUUCGACUCCGACUUCUGCCUCCGCGAGCUCGCCUCCAUCGUCGAGGCGCGCAAGGUCCUCAUCCCCAUCUUCUACGGCAUCAAGCCCUCCGAGCUCGUCCUGCCGCAGGAGGUCGUCGACUCCAAGACGUACACGCCCCAGGAGAUCAAACGCUUCACCCUCGCCCUCCAGGAGGCUAGGUACACGGUCGGACUCACCUACGACCCCGCCACAGGUGACUUGGCGGAUCUGGUGUUAACGGCAGCGAACGCGGUGAUGGAGAGGAUUCGAGAAACGCAACAGCCACAACGCCGCCAGAUGAUCCUUUCGAGGCUGUGAAUUUAACGGAGCAUCUGCUAUACUAUUCAGACCAGCAGCUAUUGGCGCUGGCCUGCAUUUCGUGGAUAUUAUAGUACAAUGACUCAUUAACAGGGAUGGGAUUGGUUCAUUUCAUUACAUUUUUUUCAUUGUAACAAAUGAUUUGUUCUUUUUUUUUCUAUUUUCGUUUACAAAUUAGGUUUUGGGCACUUGGGACGGCAGAAAUGUAUGUACCCAUGUAGAAUAAGCUACUACACACAACUGACCAUAAAACGGUCCUCCAAAUAUGUGGUUUGCAACAAAUAUAAUGACAGCGCCACAUAAUAAUGCACAUGUGUAGAAAAAAAAAUUGUACUCCUAUGUCGGAAGAUUAAAGAUAAUUUUUGCAUACUGCUGUUGCAGUGUGUGUGUCUA